This is a messenger RNA of Centropristis striata (black sea bass), 1313 nucleotides long. Its product is annotated as odorant receptor 131-2-like. Gene Ontology annotation, cellular component: membrane. The record is from RefSeq and is a predicted model, not a curated record. Lineage: Eukaryota; Metazoa; Chordata; Actinopteri; Perciformes; Serranidae. Bases 65 to 1000 code for a protein of 311 amino acids. The transcript has a single exon. Gene Ontology annotation, molecular function: G protein-coupled receptor activity. Gene Ontology annotation, biological process: G protein-coupled receptor signaling pathway.
AAAGAUCGAUCUGCCUGUUGGGUUUUUGUGUGUCAAAUACUGUAUUUAGUCACAAAUAUACAGUAUGGCUGAUAAUAAUUCAGUGGUUGGUGGGAAAUCCUUAAUGGGAAUCAUUGAUCACCAGGUAAUUUUAGUUCAGGUUCUUGUAGCAGUUUUCCUUUGCAUCAACUUCAUGCUGAUCACAACCUUUUUUAUGAAGGAUUUCUUCUACAAAACCAUGCGCUACAUGUUAUUUGCUGUAACACUACUGUCUGAUUGUUUGAUUUUGAUUCUAUCAAAUAUCUUACUCAUCUGUGCUUAUUUUCAGGUUACCAUACAAAUGUGGUUGUGUGUUGUUGUAUAUAUUUUGUCGUCUUUGUACACGUUUGUCACCCCAGUUACUCUGACAGCAAUGAGCCUGGAGCGCUACGUGGCCAUUUGCAUGCCUUUGCGUCAUGGAGAGUUGUGCACCACUCGCAACACGAUGCACUGCAUCCUCAUCAUUCACUGCAUCAGCUCUUUACCCUGUGUAGUUCUUCUGUCCAUCUUCUAUGCAUCUGCUUCAAUUACCUUUCACACACAAUACAGGGUGUGUUCAGUGGAGAUGUUCAUGUUGUACAGAUGGCAGAGUCAUAUGUAUUCAGCUAUAAAUCAGUUUUACUUCCUGAUUAUGUGUAUCCUCAUUAUAUUCUCCUACAUUGAAAUAAUCAAAGUGGCCAAAACGGCAUCAGGAGAGAACAAAAAGUCAACAUGGAAAGGGCUCAGAACAGUAAUACUUCAUGGUUUCCAGCUGCUGCUCUGUCUCAUCCGUAUGUGGUGUCCGGUCAUAGAAACUGCUUUGUUAAGAAUUGAUAUCAUUUUAUACAUUAAUGUUAGGUACUCUAAUUACAUUAUAUUUUAUCUAGGCCCAAAAUGUUUGAGUCCCCUCAUUUAUGGUCUCAGGGAUAGAAAGUUUUUCCUUGCACUGAAAUACUAUGUUCUUUGUGGCUUGUACAAGAACAAAGCUUUAGAUUUGUCAUAAAACUAUGAUUGUGUUUUCUUUCUGAUGAUGAAAAACAAGACUACCAGUGUGAUAUCCCCUCAUGACAUUUUAAAGUUAACUAUCAGAAGUCUGUGACUGUACAGGCCACACACUGUCAGCACUGCUGUGCAGCAAAAGUUUGUUUCACCAAUGGUGCAUGCAUAGACCAAAAAAUACAUGGAUUCUGAUUAUUGAAGAAAAACAUGCAAUAAAAAUACGAGCUAUUUAUAACAUACAUAAUCUACAUUACUAAUAAAAACAAUGAUAGGCCUAGCCUGGGACUGGAAUACGACAGGACUGUAUAAAGACUGUA